AAAGUCCAAGCCACGACACGCUACGCGUUGCUACGGGCCAGUGCUACGGCGUAGCCCGAUGUAGCCGCACGGCGCUCUGCGCUACGGAUGCUACGAAAGUGCGAAAAGUAUUCGUAGUGUUGGAAAUAGUAAUAAUAAAAAAUAAUAAUAGCAAAAACUUGGAAUAGUAGAAGUCGGUUUUAAGUUUGAGUAAAUAAAGUCUAUAAAAAGUUAAAAGUGCUUGUGUAUAUUUUGGAGAAGUGAUGAUUUAGAUUUAUGUAAUUUGUUAUUGAAUUGAAAAUGACUGUAGAGUUAUUACAUUUAUUGCAGUAUGAAACAAAAACAGUAAACACAAAAAAUGAUAAUCAUUGGGAACGAAGAAAAUCAGCUUUACGGACGAGGCGACAUGGACAGCACAAAGCUAGAAGACGGAGACAAAUCGAACCCAUCUCGUCCGCCACAGACGCGGACGUCACAGACUCCGCACUGGCGCAGCCGUCGCGCAUCUCCGCCGGUGAGAGCGGUACUUUAGAGUGGAGUGGCGCGACCGGUGGGCCUCCGGCAGAGGUGGUUCUGCGACUGCACCCCCCACAGACCACCCUCACAAGCAACAUCUCCUCCAUGUCCAACUCCAGUGACACUACCAAUGGCAGCGGUGUAGUCGUCCGAGCAGAGGAAGCCCUCAUAGUAGCCUUCGUCCUCUUGCUGUGGGUGGCGGCCAUAGCGCUCUUCUUCAACCGUUGGGGCAAGAUAAGGUGCGUCUAUAAACUGAUGCUGGAGCCGUAUCAGCCCAAGUUCCAACAACAGCAUCGGCAGAGCUGCGCGCUGGCGGAAAGCUCAGUGUCCGUGCCCCCACAUCACCGCGCAUCUCUAUCGCGUGGUUGCGUGUCCUACGACUGCGGUGUGGGCUUCCCAGCCUACCAGCCAUGUGGAUACCUUCCUCAUCGUCUUAGACAGAACUCCGUCUUCGUCGGCAGCAUGGGUGGCAUGGCGCUAAUCCCCGAAAGCCCUCCGCGGCGCUCGCGCUCCGUCGCCGACCUCCCCGUCCUCGUUCCGCCCUCUGACCCCCCGCACGCCACCCCCCGCUCCUCACGUGCCGCCAGUCUGCACAGCGCCGUAGACCUCCGGAUCUGCGUACCUUCCCCACGGGCAUCUAGGGCAGCGAGCCUACAUUCCUCAGUAGACAUGCCGGGGUCCGUCCAAGUACAUAUUCGAGGGUCUGGGGGUAAUCUGAAUAAGCCGAGAAGUCCAAGAAGGUUGACUAUAACUAAUGUGUGAGAUCCGCCUGUUCUACAGUCUGAGAGGUAUUAAGCUGGCCGGACUGAUUUAAGAGGGAAUCUAUAUCAGUUUGACUAGUUCAUGAAGUGAAGUUUGUUUCUUUUGACUGGUUUCGCAGUGUGCCUAUAAUUGGUGUCACUGCCAUGGAAGCUACUCUUUUUAAAUAACCUCAAACAUAAAAUAGAAUUCAACUAGUCGUUACGAAUUUUAUAUAUUUCCUGAAAUCAAUCAAAAAAGGUAUAAUUAUGUUGCAAAAUGCCUUCAUUUUUCCACCUCUCGGAUUGUAGAGCCGUCGUCUACCAAGAAAAUUUAUAAAUUAUAUAUAUUUCACUUCGACUGGCUCAUGUUUUUAUCCUACCACGUCGGUAGCAAACAAGAGUUUAAACUUCCUCUUGGGAAGAAAUUGUUUUCUUAUGUUGAAUUAUUUUUGGAGAAUAACUCGACCAUAACUCGAGACUACUCCGAGAAAGAACUCAUUCCACAGACAGUGAUCCUGAAGGAUAUUUCUCCAUGUCAUCUGCUAUUUUCUGAGCUUCUUUAUCGUGACACUACAUUGCUCGUCCCAAACUAACAUUACCUACUUGCGUUUUCACAUGCGACUCCAUAUUUGAAGUCGUGCUUCAAAGUAGAAGUCGCGCAAACUCCAUGUCCAUGAUAUUUGAUGGAAAUAUUUUAGGUCCAGAAAUAUACUAAGUAACUUUUUAGUUUUGUUUGUAUAUUCCUUUCAUUAAUUUACUUGUUCUAGUCGAACCCUGAAAACCAAUGGUUUUAAAUUUCAUGUAAAUGCCGCUGAAGAUGGUCUUGCAUUUAAAUAUACUGUUGUAUAAACUUACGAUUGCGUGAUAGUGCACUACCUUUAAAAUAAUUUAAGUCUGUUUUCUGCCAGCGUGCAUUCGUUCGCUAUUCGAUGAGACGUUUCAUCUGAUAUAAUUCAAAAUGUUGAUGAAAGUAAAUCCAGAUCAAAGAUCGACUCGUUUAAAAUUUGUGUUAUGAGCAGGUCCAUUAUGGAAAUAUGAGUAGAAAUUCUGAUAAUAUACGAAGUAAAACUUAAUAACGUCGAACAGAAUAGUGUUUUUUCAGAUCAUAGUUAUUUAUAUAUAUUUAUUGAUAUUUCUACACUUAGUUAAUAAACCCCAAAGCCGCGGACUGGACACAAGCGGUGCGCGGCGCGGCGAGCGGCAACUCAAGGCCAUUCAAUACGUUGCGUUUGGCCAUAUGUAUGAUAUGAACGACCUUGAUUUGCCGCUCGCAUUGCCGUGAGCCGCUGGCGUACAUAUAUGACUCAAUAAUAGGGUGUAGCCUCAUAUUGUAUAAAAAAUUGCUCAAUGUGAUUUUAUAAUAUAUGUACUUAAUUCCAAAGUGUCAAAAUCAGACAUUGGUUAUAUAAAUAUGAACUCAAAAUUGAUGAAAUUAAAAUACAGAAUAGAUCCAUAUUGUUUUA
Molecule: messenger RNA, 2698 nt
Organism: Cydia pomonella (codling moth)
Lineage: Eukaryota; Metazoa; Arthropoda; Insecta; Lepidoptera; Tortricidae
Exons: 8
Coding region: 280-1257 (325 amino acids)
Source: RefSeq, a predicted model, not a curated record